GUUCAACUGAUAACUACACCUUCCCCAUGUCAACUGCCUCUGUCCUUGCUUGCUGGACAUGAGCCUUGACACCUCCUCAGCUAUAUAUCAGUGUGUGCAUUGAGGGAUGAUAGAGCUCGGCUUAAGUCGGAUAUCCCGCCUCCUCCAGCAGACUCCGCUGUCAUGGAAGGCCAUUCAUAUUGCUGGAACUAACGGCAAAGGUUCCAUCAGUGCCUACCUAUCUCACCUGUUGUCUGCCGGCGGAGUGCGCUGUGGUCGCUUCACCUCCCCCCAUCUAAUCGACCGAUGGGAUUGCAUCACAAUCGGCGAGGAUGUUGUUCAAGAAUCACUUUUUCGACAAAUCGAAGCUAGAGUCAAGCUUCGAGACCAAACCCUCGGCAUCGGUGCAAGCGAUUUUGAGCUCUUGACUGCAACGGCCUUCGAGAUCUUCAACCAUGAACGAGUCGAUAUCGGCGUAGUUGAAGUUGGCAUGGGCGGCCGGUUAGACGCAACGAAUAUCUUGAGCGAUGUCUUAGUGUCUGUUAUUGCGAAAAUCGGACUUGACCAUCAGUCCCUACUCGGAGAUACCAUCGAGCAGAUUACACGCGAGAAAGCGGGCAUAUUGAAGGUUGGAGUGCCAUGUGUGGUGGACGGCACGAACUCGAUUGAAGUAACUAGAACACUGGAAAAACGCAUCAGGGAGCUGGGGAUUGAAUCGAACUUUGUCCGCCCAGAAACCCAGCCACCAUUACUUGGCCGCCUAUUCGCGACGCUCGACUUGCAGCCUCAUCAACAAGCCAACAUGUCUUGCGCAGUGUCUGCACUUAAGCUGGCACUGGAUCGAUUCCGUCCGGAAAUUAACGUCGAUAUGCUUCUUCCACAAUUGUCGAGCGUGGUGUGGCCAGGCCGCUUACAGAAGAUCACACUGGGCCCUUUGGUGAGCCGGGAAGAGCCCGUCUUACUUGACGGCGCGCACAACGCUCAAUCGGCGGAAGUGCUUGGGCAGUAUGUGGAUCGGAAGCUACGUACAGAGCAUGACAGUGUUACUUGGGUUAUCGCAGCUUCAAAGGGAAAAGAUCUAUCCUCUCUAUUUCAAAACAUCAUUCGGACUGGUGACAAAGUCGCAGUGACAGCAUUUGGUCCUGUCGACGGGAUGCCCUGGGUGAAACCGGCUGAUACUGAGGAAGUGGCUUCAUGUGCGCAGUCUAUCUCAGAGACCGGCCUAGUGCAGACAUUUGGCUGCGAUGUCUCUGCUGCAAUCGAGUGGGCCUGUCACGAAGCUAACGGCGGCCCAUUGGUCAUUGCUGGCAGUCUCUACCUUGCGUCUGAUGUUUUGCGUCUUCUUCGAGAAGCACAAAAGUCGUCGUGACACAUCACGAGUCGCGGCAAAUUUGUGUUUAUAGGAUACCCACUCUAGCAUCUUACUAGCUUAUCUCGACCCUUUCGUGCAAAUCCUCUUGAGCAUACCCAAUUAUUAAUGAAGGCACGUGUGUAGUCAGCC
Aspergillus brunneoviolaceus CBS 621.78 is the source of this 1480-nucleotide messenger RNA. Its product is annotated as dihydrofolate synthase. The coding region runs from base 107 to 1348 and encodes 413 amino acids. The transcript has a single exon. Gene Ontology annotation, biological process: folic acid-containing compound biosynthetic process. Gene Ontology annotation, molecular function: dihydrofolate synthase activity; ATP binding; tetrahydrofolylpolyglutamate synthase activity. Lineage: Eukaryota; Fungi; Ascomycota; Eurotiomycetes; Eurotiales; Aspergillaceae. The record is from RefSeq and is a predicted model, not a curated record. Gene Ontology annotation, cellular component: mitochondrion; cytosol; cytoplasm.